UUUUUUUUUUUUUUUAUUUUUAAUUUUUAUUUUUUAUUUUAUAUGGGAAAUGUUAAUUUUUUAUUUAAAUUUCCUAUAUUAAAAUUUUUUUAUUUUUUUUAAAAUUUUAUAUUUUUUUUUUUAAUUUUUUUUUUAUUUUUUUUUUUUUUUUCAUUUCAAUUUAAUUAUUUUUUAUUCCUUAUUUAUUUAUUUAUUUAUUUAUAUUAUUUAUUUUCAAAUAAUUAUUAAUAAUUAUAUAUCUCUAAAUAAUUUUAAUAGUUUCUUGAUAUAAAUAAAUUUUUGUAUAUAUUUUAAUUUUGUAUAAAUAAAAAAAAAGAAAAUAAAAAAAUGGCCACAGACGGUUCAACAGGAAAAACAUGGAUUGAUGUCCAAAAAAAAACCUUCACUGGUUGGGCAAACAAUUAUUUAAAAGAAAGAAUUUUAAAGAUUGGUGAUCUUGGUACAGAUUUAGAAGAUGGUGUUCUUUUAAUUAAUCUUUUAGAAAUUAUCUCAAGCAAGAAGAUCCUCAAAUAUAACAAAACCCCAAAGAUCAGAAUGCAAAAGAUUGAAAACAACAACAUGGCUGUUAACUUUAUUAAAAGUGAAGGCUUAAAAUUAGUUGGUAUUGGUGCUGAAGAUAUUGUCGAUUGCCAAUUAAAAUUAAUUCUCGGUUUAAUCUGGACUUUAAUUUUAAGAUAUCAAAUUCAAAUGUCAGAAAGCGAUAACUCACCAAAAGCUGCUCUUUUAGAAUGGGUUAGAAAACAAGUUGCUCCAUACAAAGUUGUCGUUAAUAACUUUACCGACUCAUGGUGCGAUGGUCGUGUUCUCUGUGCUCUCACUGAUUCAUUAAAACCAGGUGUCAGAGAAAUGAACACUCUCACCGGUGAUGCCGUCCAAGAUAUCGAUCGUUCUAUGGAUAUCUCUCUUGAAGAAUAUGAAAUUCCAAAGAUUAUGGAUGCUGUCGAUAUGAAUUCACUUCCAGAUGAACUUUCAGUUAUUACCUACGUUUCAUAUUUCCGUGAUUACGCCCUCAACAAAGAAAAAAGAGAUGCUGAUGCUCUUGCUGCUCUUGAAAAGAAGAGACGUGAAACCAGCGAUGCCUCACAAGUUGAAGCUUAUGGUCCAGGUUUAGAAGGUGGUUUCGUUAACAAGAAAGCUGAUUUCACCAUUAAAGCCAUCAACUACUAUGGUGAACCAUUAGCCAACGGUGGUGAAGGUUUCACUGUCAAAGUUAAAGAUGCCGAAGGUAACGAAUAUCCAGUUUCAUUAGUUGAUAAUAACAAUGGUACUUAUGAUGGUUCAUACACCGUUGCUGUUCCACAAGACUACACUGUCGUCAUUCAAUUAGAUGAUGUUGAUAUCAAAAACUCACCAUUCAACGUCAAGAUUGACGGUUCAGAUCCAAAAGAAUCAAAUGCUUAUGGUCCAGGUUUAGAAGGUGGUAAAGUUGGUCAACCAGCUCAAUUCAAGAUUCAAGGUCGUAACAAAGAAGGUGAAUCACUCACUCAAGGUGGUGAUGAUUUCACUGUUAAAGUUAAUGGUCCAAAUGGUCCAGUUGAUGCCACCGUCAAAGAUAAUGGUGAUGGCUCAUACGAUGUUGAAUACAACCCAACUACUGGUGGUGACCACAACGUCGAAGUUUUCCUUCGUGGUGAACCAUUAGCUCAAGGUCCAGCUGAUGUUAAAAUCUUAAACUCUGAUGCCAACAACUCAUACUGUGAAGGUCCAGGUUUCGAAAAAGCUCAAGCUAAACGUCCAACUGAAUUCACCAUUCACAGUGUUGGUGUUGAUAACAAACCAUGCACUGCAGGUGGCGAUCCAUUCCAAGUUGCCAUCAGUGGUGGUUCACCAAUUCAAAUUGCCAUCCAAGAUAACGAUGAUGGUACUUACACUGUUAGCUAUACCCCAGAACAACCAGGUGACUAUGAAAUUCAAGUUACUCUCAAUGAUGAACCAAUCAAAGAUAUUCCAAAAUCAAUUCACAUUAAACCAGCUGCCGACCCAGAAAAAUCAUACGCUGAAGGUCCAGGUUUAGAAGGUGGUGAAUGCUUCCAACCAUCACAAUUCAAGAUUCACGCCGUCGAUCCAGAUGGUGUCCACAGAACUGAUGGUGGUGAUGGUUUUGUCGUUACCAUCGAAGGUCCAGCUCCAGUUGAUCCAGUUAUGGUCGACAAUGGUGAUGGUACAUACGAUGUUGAAUUCGAACCAAAAGAACCAGGAGAAUACACAAUCAAUCUUACUUUAGAUGGUGAUAAUGUCAAUGGUUUCCCAAAGACUGUUAUCGUCAAACCAGCUCCAUCACACGAACACUCAUACGCCAAAGGUAAAGGUUUAAAGAAAGCUUAUGACAAUGAAGUCGCUGAAUUCAAGAUUUACGCCGUUGAUACCACCGGUAAACCAAGAACUGAUGGUGGUGAUCCAUUUGAAUGUAACAUUACUGGUCCAUCAGGCGAUGUCCCAGCUAAAAUCACUGAUAACAAUGAUGGUACUUACAACGUUGAAUACGAACCAUUAGUUGCCGGUCCACACGAAAUUAAUGUUUCAAUCAGAGGUAACAAUAUUAAAGAUAUGCCAAAGAAUGUCGAAUGUCUUGAAGGUGCUGACUCUGGCUCAUCAUUCGGUAGUUUCACUUUCACCGUUGCUUCCAAAAACAAGAAAGGUGAACCAAAAACUGUUGGUGGUGAUAGAUUUUUAGUUGCCAUUACUGGUCCAGCCGAAGAAAUCCAAUUAAAUGCUAUUGAUAACCAAGACGGUACCUACACUGCUGCUUAUUCAUUAGUUGGUAACGGUCGUUUCAAUAUUGCUGUCAAAUUAAACGAUAGACACAUCGAAGGUUCACCAUUCAAAGCCAAUAUUGGUGAAGUCAAGAAGAAUCCAGAUGUUCCAUCAUUCACCACUACCGCCAAAGCUAACUAUGAUGAAGAAAACUAAAAAUUUUGUAACACUUUAAAAAAAAAACCAAAAUAAAAAUUAAAAUAUAUAUAAAAAUUAAAAUAAUAAUUUUUUUUACUUUGUUUUUUGU
Messenger RNA from Dictyostelium purpureum, 3001 nucleotides. RefSeq lists its product as uncharacterized. NCBI's taxonomy places the organism in Eukaryota, Evosea, Eumycetozoa, Dictyosteliales, Dictyosteliaceae. Gene Ontology annotation, molecular function: actin filament binding. The coding region runs from base 328 to 2910 and encodes 860 amino acids. The record is from RefSeq and is a predicted model, not a curated record. Gene Ontology annotation, biological process: actin cytoskeleton organization. The transcript is spliced from 7 exons.